Molecule: messenger RNA, 1630 nt
Organism: Oreochromis niloticus (Nile tilapia)
Lineage: Eukaryota; Metazoa; Chordata; Actinopteri; Cichliformes; Cichlidae
Product: B-cell receptor CD22
Exons: 5
Coding region: 266-859 (197 amino acids)
Source: RefSeq, a predicted model, not a curated record
UUACUUCAGACUGGACUGUGAUAAUGACGUGAAAUUCACUUUUACACAAGCUGGUGUAGAUAUUUCACUCAUAGAUGAUCCUCCCUCUCCGACUCUGACUCCAUCCACACUGAAGGUGGAGGAGGGAACCUCAGUGAGUCUGACGUGCUCUGCUCCAGCUCCAUGUUGGUCUCAUCCUCCAGCUCUGACAUGGAGCCCUAACCUGGGUCAGAGUCAGGAGACACUGCAGGAGAAUCAGGACAAAACUAAAGUCAAGACUUCUGUUAUGAAUUUCACUGCUUCUCACCUCCAUCACGGAAAUAAAAUCUCCUGCACUGCUGCCUACAAGAACAAUCGUGGUAGCCCUGAUGUUACUGCUGAAACAAGUUUAGCUGCUAAUAUUUCAUAUUCACCCAAAGAUGUACAAAUUUCAGUCAGUCCCUCUUGUCCAGUACCAGAGAACAGCAAUGUGACUCUGACCUGCAGCAGUAAUGCCAACCCAGCAGUAGAAAACUACACCUGGUACAGAGCUGAUGGAGACCAGGAGACUUUUAUUGGGACAGGAACCAGCUUAAAUAUUAAAGUCUCCAGAGACAUAAGAAGAUUUUUCUGCAAGGCUGAAAAUGAGAUCGGAGUUGGACGUUCUAACCUGACUCACCUUGAUGUUCAGUAUUGUGAAACACAUUGUGGAUUUUACAGUGGAGUCCUUCCUUGGGUCCUUGCUGGUGUGUUUUUCAGUAUCAGUGUGAUCUGUGCAGCUUUCCUUUGUAAAGUACGAAAGAAUGUGAAGCCACAAGAAGAGGACAGAACUUACAUGUCACUGAAUCGUAGAAAUGUCAGCUCUUCAGAGUAUGAUGUCAUUAACACAGCUCCAAAGUGACCUUCACUGAUUCUUCAGGAUCUAUCUAAUUUUGUUUUACUUUGUGUUUCUAAAUAAAUAAUUCUCAGUCACACUUCUCUUUAUUAAAUGCAUUUAAUAGCCACUGAGCGCUUAUAUAUCAGUUUUCAUCAAAGGGUGCUGGACCUGCUCAAUUUAGUGGGAUUGAGCAAAUUCAGUAGAAAACGCUUCCUAAAGCGUUGAUACUGACUAUAAUCCUGUUUGUUGAUAAUGUAAAUUUAUAUUAAACAUCACAGGUUAUAGUUUUUUUCUUUGUUUUUUGAUAAUAUGUUCAUUUUGCAUUUAAUGUGAAAAAGCUGGGGCAGGGACAUGUUUAUCAGUAGGUUACAUAAGCUUUUAACAGCACUGUUUAGAAAAUAGAGACAUUAAUGAUCUACACAGCUGCUCUUUUCUACGUUUAAGAGAAAGACCUUGAAUAGUUGAGCUGCCUUGUGAGACCUGCCACAUAUUAGUGUCCUGUACAUUUGCCCUGUUAUCAGUAUUUAUGUUUCUCACACAUGAUUGCCUGAUUAUUUCCUCCUCAACCAAGUUUAUUGCACUAAAUGUUUAGAGUAAGAUAUCUUGUCACCUGAAUGCCAUUCAUGCACAGCUGAACCUUGUACCACCAAUAUUACCACAACAAAUGAAUAAAUUGAACUGCUCAACAGUUUUUAUUUUAUACCAUGUUAAAUGUUUUCCAUGGGUAACCAUGUAUAGUAGUAUGUUUAGUAAAUGUAUUAUUAAUUAUAUAUAUUGACAGAGUAAAAGAGGAAA